This is a messenger RNA of Neospora caninum, 3489 nucleotides long. Its product is annotated as putative zinc finger motif, C2HC5-type domain-containing protein. Lineage: Eukaryota; Apicomplexa; Conoidasida; Eucoccidiorida; Sarcocystidae. The coding region runs from base 1 to 3489 and encodes 1162 amino acids. The record is from RefSeq and is a predicted model, not a curated record. The transcript has 6 exons.
AUGGCAGCGCCGGCGCCUCUCCCGCCCGAGUUGGCGGCUUGGGCACUGCAGGAGUUGCGGGCUCUUCUCCAGCUGGAUGACGCCGAUUCCUACCUUGUCGAUGAACUUGCCUCCUUUCUUCCGGCUGUAGAGAGCAGAGAGAAUGCAGGGGCGUGCGAGACACAACAAGAGGAGCAAAGACAGGAAGAACACGACCUGGCGCAGUUCCUCGAGUGUCUCGUGGCGCCGAUGCGCCCGGACUUUUCUCCCCAAGUCGCACAAGAAGUAGCGGACUUUGCCUCGGAGUUUGCGCAGCGUCUUCGCGACUCUCGAAGGAAGACGGGGGGAAAAAGGGUUCCUCCAAGGACAGAGGAACAACCGCAGACUCAUGAACCUGAAGGCGAGGCUCGCGGAGAGACCGCAUACUGGGAGCGUCACCGCGAAAAACCACACGAAAAAGAAGAGGCGCAAACCAGGAGUCUACUACCACCAGGCCGGACUGCUGACCGCUCUUCCUAUUCUUCCUCCUGUUCGUCCUCUCCUGCUUCAGCUUCUUCUUCCUCUUCUUUGUCCUCUUCUCCUUUUUCGUCUUCUUCCUGUGGCUCUUCCUCUCCUUCCUCUUCUUCCUCUCCCUCUUCUUUUUCUUCUCCUUUUUCGUCUGCUUCCUCUGGUUCUUCCUCUUCUUGUCCCCCUGCCUCUUCUUCUCCCCCUGCCUCUUCUUCUUCUUCUCCCCCUGCCUCUUCUUCUUCUUCUUCUUCGUUUUCAUCUGGAUCGGGGGACGGUGUCUCUCGCUCGACAGGAGCAACGGAAGAGAAGAAUGAGGAGAAAGGAGAGGAGAGAGAGGCGGCUCUAUUGAACUCGAAGAGGGAGACGAAGCGUGUGAAGAAGGCCGGUGUGCUACAGCUGGAUGCUUUCGGCCUCGCUGCGUCGCGUGUCUCGCUCGGAGACAGCAAAAGAAACAAAUAUAUGUGUGUACAGAGGGCGAACGAGCCGAAGUCUGUGCGUUGCAUUUGUCUCUGUAUGGGAACAGAACACGGCGUCCACGGCAGCUGUAUGUACUGCGGGAAAGUGGCAUGCAAGAUGGAAGGCGGCGAAGAGUGUCUCUUCUGCGGAAACAAAAUCAAGACGCACUUCAGUGUUUCUUCUCUGGAGUCGUUUUCCGAGAAAAACCUGGGAAUCUGUUACUCUCUGCACUCGGAAGACGAAAGGCGCGAGGGCGGCAGGGGAAGGAAAUCCCGUGGAUCACCCAAGAAGCACUCAAAGGGGAAACCCGCCUUCUGCCAUUCUGGACGCGGAGGACAAGAAAGAGAAGAGAGUGAAAGACUCGGAGCCGAAAGCGACGGCUGGCUCGAGGAAGAGCGCCUCGAGAAUGCGACCCCUGAGGAAAGAGAGACUGCCAGACAGAAACGCCUACAGGCUCUGAAACGCGCCGUGGCCCUUAAGGACCGCCUUGUGCACUUUGAUCGGACGAGUGCAGUCCGCAGCGUCGUCUACGAUGACGCAACUGACUGGUUCGACGAGGCUAAUAACAUGUGGAUUGAUUCAAGCAAGCGAGCGGAGGCCGCUGCGCAGUGGGAAGAGCAGAGCCGCCAAGCAGAGGAAGACAAAAGACGCGCUCGUAUCACUUUGGAUCUUGUCAACAAGACGAUUAUCGACGAGACCCAGAUGCGAGCUGAAGAACGCCUCACAGCCCAAGAAGAAAAGCUCCAGCGCUUCCACCUGGCGUGUGCGGCGGCCCCGGAAGAAGAGCCGGGGCGCGACGCCGAAACGGACGAGGCCAGCGGCAGUUCGCAGUGGGGCGGGCAGAAGACGAAGAUGUACUUUGACGAAGAGAAAAAGAGAGAAGCUGAAAAAGGCGAGUUGAAGAAGCCGAAUGCCUUUCCGCCGCUGUCGAAAGAAGACACCAGGAAGCAACUCGCCAGACUGGAAGAAAUUCAGAGACGGGUGGAAGAGCAAGCGGCUCGCCGGUGGAGAGACGAGAGAGACGCAGAGGAGGAACUCGCGGAGUGGGAAGAGGGCGACUGUGAGGAUGAAGCGGAAAGAGGAGAAGAUGCCGAGCAGGAAAGCGCGAGGAAUUCUUUGGGACUCUCAUCUGUCCAAAAUCCAUCCCUUUCGUCCACGUCACGGCGCCUGCUGGAAGUGCUUCAGGCGUCUCGACUUGAGGGCAGCUGCGAGACAGCCGACGUUGCUAGUUGGGCUCCAGAGGCACGGUCGGGAGGCGGCGACAGCACGGCCGCCGGCAGCGGGGCCACCAAGCAAGCGGGCUUUUUUGUCUCGCGCUCUGCACCCUUCAAACAGGAGGAAGAGUUGAUGGAGGCCCCCUUCCACGCGCCUCAGGGGAAAUGGCAACAGAAUCUCCAAAGCCGUCUCCAAGAACAAGCGGCGAAGGAAGAAGAGCGGCGCCGAAUGGAAAAGCACGAAAAAGCGAGUCGACAGGGACGGGAUGGGCCCCCGUCUGGGGCAGCGCCAUCGUCAGAGGAAGAAAAGCGUUCAGGUGGAGCCGCACUUGCUUUUUGCCCGUCUGUGCUUCCUCCUAACGCUGCCUCGGCGCCGGUGCCGCUCGAGGCAGCGGGAAAAAAGCAACGACUAUUCCACGUGGAAGAGGCAGUGCUCUUGGGAGAAGAAGACCAAACAGACGAAAGAGAUCGGACCCACCGCCUGUCUGUACGGCAGUCCGGCCCCGGUGACUCUUCGCGUCAAAUCCCCGUUUCGUCCUCGGAGUGUCUUGGGAUGAGUGAAGCUGACGCUUACGCGUGGGAGUGGGAGGGAGACGUCGAAGAAGGAGAACGCGAGAACGAAGCAGACAGUGACGCGUUGCAAGAUGCGUACGAAGACGCACAGGACGAGGGUCUCUGCCUCACAGUUCGGCAACCUUUUGCUUCGCUCAUUGUGUUGGGCUUCAAGGCGAAGGAAGGACGAAACUGGCCUUGUGCACAUCGGGGACGGUUGUGGAUCCACGCUGCCGCGUCACCUCCAAGCACUGCGGCGAUUGAGGCGGCUCGGCGCUUCUACGAGCAGCUUCUCCAUCUGUCUGCUUCUGCCUCUUGCGUUUGGAAGGGCAGUGAAGAAGGUUAUCUAUUUGAGCGCAGAGACCACGAGAAGGAAGGCCGGGAGACGAACGAAGUUCCGCUGCCACCCUUUCCGCGCGAGUUCCCCACUUCCGCAGUUUUAGGCUGUGUGACCGUUGUGGACUGCGCUGAGAAGACGGGAGAAGCCAGUUUGUUCCAGUUUGCCUUGUCGCUGGUCGUUCUCCAGGGUCUGGACGAGACGGAAGGGUGCCAGUUCGAGUUCUGUCUACGGAGGCCGCGCAGGCUCAUCGUACCAGUCAGGGUGCGGGGGCGCCAUCCACGAAUCUGGAAUCUUAACUCCUCAAAGGUCCCCCACCUGCAGGCAGCUCUGCUCAAGUCACGGUGGCCUCGGGUCUUGGGGCACAAGUUCAGGGAGCAGAAACAGAGCCACCAAGAGAAGGAGAACUCUGAGAAAACGCAGGGGCGGAACGGGGAAGAAUAG